Erigeron canadensis is the source of this 1166-nucleotide messenger RNA. RefSeq names its product acyl-coenzyme A thioesterase 13-like. Bases 304 to 786 code for a protein of 160 amino acids. The record is from RefSeq and is a predicted model, not a curated record. The transcript has 3 exons. Gene Ontology annotation, molecular function: fatty acyl-CoA hydrolase activity. NCBI's taxonomy places the organism in Eukaryota, Viridiplantae, Streptophyta, Magnoliopsida, Asterales, Asteraceae.
GGUUUCGGCCAAGCUAGGCCGGGUUUUUUGACCCAGCUCAUGCCUACUUUUAAGUAUUUAAAACAAAAUAUGAGAUUAAUAUAUCAAAUUUAUGUUUGAUGGUUAAGUUUUAUAAAACACAAUGAACAUAUUGUAUCUUUAAUGGAAAAUAAUUAAAUAAAUUAUAGUGUUUUUAUUAAAUAGUAUACCACAUGUAUUAUUUGUGAUAAUAGCUCCAAAAUAAUAGUAGUUAGAUGCAUAUAUAGUGGGUUGGAAGCUGGGAAAGUAACACCCACUCAUGUCUGGUUGCCAAUCAAGGCUCAUAUGGAGACUAAAAACCCAAGAGAAUAUCUCCAAGUAACCCAGCAAGAUUCAGACCGAGUCACCGGACUCAACAUCUCUCCGCAACCACCUGAAGCAAACCUUAGCUUCUAUGAAGAAUUUGCCAUUAGAGGGAUACAAGUUGAUCGUUUCCAGCCCGGUUCCAUAUCUUGCUCUUUCAUAGUCCCACCUCGCCUUACUGAUAGGAAUGGAUAUCUGGCAAUGGGCGCGAUAGCGAAUUUGGUAGAUAAGAUUGGCGCCAUGGCCUUGUAUGAGAAAGAUAAAGGCAUGCCUUUAUCUGUGGAUAUGUCUAUUUCUUACCUUUCUACUGCGAAACUCAAUGAUGAGUUGGAGAUAAACUCAAAGCUUCUGGGUAAAAAAGGGGCAUAUCAUGGGACUGAAGUUGUUUUGAAGAAUAAAUCAACCGGAGAGAUAAUUGCUGAAGGACGACAUUCAUUGUUUCGUAAACCACAGAGUAAAGUUUGAAUAUAGAUUGGUCUUCUGGUUAGAUAACAUAUUGAUUCAAACUACUUGUUUUUGUUGUUUAUUGCGUCUUUGUAUAUUAGACCCCACAAGGCAUCGAGACUGUCUCUUUUGAUCCCUGGCCGAUAUAUUAUAAAACUAGCUCAGCUUCUGAUAUUCUACAAAUUGAUAAAAAUGAUCAUUGAAGGGAAAACAGUUGGCUUGACACCGAGGUGGAACCUAUAAGACAAAUACCCGACAAAUUGUUCUAUGUUAUUAUGUCUACAAUUUAAGGUGGUGUAUUAUAUUAGUUUAUGAAAUUUUCACUUUCCUUGUACUAAGAAUUGAGGGUGUUAUAUGAGAUUUCAAAGCUUACAAUAAUGUUAGAAAACUUUUCUUUGACA